AUAUGUUAAAACCCAAGGAAAAUUAUGAUUUUAAAACUUGUCAUUUGUUCUCAUCCGCUGCUAAUAUGCGCGAGCGUCAUUUAAUACAACUCAUGCAACGAUAAGGCGUGCACGUCGACGUCCUCGAGAUGAUAAGGAAGUGCUCCUAUUGGAUUACGCGUUAGGCAGGCGCAGUGCGAGUCCCAGCGAAUCCUUAAAUUCCUAUAAAUACAAUGACACAAUAAAAUAUGCGGCACGUGUGAUUUUUCUUAUCCGGCGCAGUGUUAAUUAGAUCUAUUGAAAAUGGCACUCCUUGGCGCUCAACUAGUUAUCACUCUGGUGAUGAUCAGCAUCAUCCAGAAGCUCGGACCACAUUUUUCCCUAGCCAGGUGGAUAUUGUGUUCAACUGGUUUAAUAAGAUAUCUGUAUCCAACCAAUACAGAACUCCGGCAGGUUGCCAAUGUGCCUAAGGAUAAAGCAAAGAAUAAGAAGGCAGGCAAGCAGAAUGGAAGAAUUGAGCACAAGGCAGAGACAUUUCAUAUACCCAGGAAUGUUGAUGUUGAGCUGGAAACUGCCAAAGUAUGCAGCCUAGAUGUGAUUCAUCUCAGAUAUUAUCCAGAGUAUCAGUGGCUUGUUGAUUUCUCUUUAUAUGCUGCUUUAGUGUAUAUUGUGACUGAGGUGUAUCAAAUAUGGUUCCCCAUCAAAGAUGAAAUUAACUUAAGCAUGCUCUGGUGCUUUUUAGUAAUUAUUUUCUCAAUCAAAAUUCUGUUAUCAUUAACCGUCCAAUACUUUCGAGGUGAAGAAUCGGUCGGCGAAAGGUCCACCUGCAUCUGCAUGGGCUUUACCUAUUUAUUAAUAUCGAUGAUGGUGUUGAUUGUCGAUGAGAACACCUUAGAAGUUGGUCUGGAAACGGCGUACACCAGCUUCAACAAAAGUGCGGCCAUCUUCCUUGAUCGACAAGGCUUAAGCUCAACUGGUCCGGCAUCGAAAAUCGUCCUGAAAUUCUUCAUGGCUCUGUGGUGUGGACUUUUGGGCGCAUUGUUAACUUUCCCUGGUCUGCGAAUUGCCCGAAUGCAUUGGGAUAUGUUAAAAUACUUUAGAGAUCGUCGGGUGGUGCAGUUGUUAUUAAAUCUAAGUUUUGCUCUACCUUUCCUUCUGGUCAUCGCGUGGAUCAAACCAGUAAGUCGCAACUACUUGACUGUCAGGAUAUUCAGUGGAAUGACAGAACCAUUAUUGACUCCGGCCGCAUUCGAUACGCUCCGAAUUGUCGCCAUCGUUUUUACUUUCUUACUGAAGUUGUGUAUUAUGCCGUGGUAUCUUCAAGCCUAUCUCGAUAUGGCAUAUCAUCGUGUUGAGGAACAAAAAAAGGAAGCUGGACGUAUAACAAAUGUUGACUUCCAGAAAAAAAUUGCUGCCGUAUUUUACUACUUAUGUGUUGUGACGAUACAAUACCUGGCACCGCUGAUAAUGUGCCUCUACAUGGGAAUAAUGUACAAAACGCUGGGCGAGUACAGUUGGAGAGGGCUGUACGUCGAACCAGCCGACGAAGAAUGCGCAUUGGGGGCGCCACCCUCCGUAGUUGGCGAUUCAUCAGAGGCAGCUGAUUCCAUUGUGAAAAGUGCCGAAAACUUUCACAUGGCGCUUGAUAGUCUCAAAUCAGUGUUCACAGUGGACGUCUUCCGUGGCCUCUUUGGAUUCGGCACGUGGUGGUGCUGCUUCCUAUACUUCGGAACUACCUCAGUAGGAUUAGUAUAUCAAUCGUACUUUUCACAGUCAUAACGUUAGCCACUUCACAGCCGUAAUAAGUAAACCGCGAACAUUUUCAAACCUCAUUUUCCUAAGCUUACGCGUGCAAGUAUUCUAGGAAGUUUAGUCAUGUAAGUUUAUAAAACGAUGUUAAUUGAUAUCAAAACCAAAUGAUAAGAUUAACACGCGCAACACGUGAACGUUUGAAACGAAUUUGCGCGAAUCAUCAUUACCGACAUCGAGUAGCAUUUGCGAACGUGAUCGCAGCCCGCUGCUUGGAAACCAGUCGCGGCGAUUAAUAAACAGCGUAGAUCGAGUGACGCAGCAACAAUGACAAUUGUAAACGCGUCUAGACUUUGCUUGCAUCAAGUUGGUGCGAAACUUGGAGGCAAGAAUUUACGUAUUCAGAGUUAAUUUUUGACUGUGUGCAGUUUUUGUAUCUAGCGUCGAUUUUACGCAUGUGUAUCACGUCAUUAACAUGCGUUCAAUUGUUUCUUUUUGUUUGUUCUUCAUGUCCACAAAUAAAUAUUUACCAAAAA
Messenger RNA from Dalotia coriaria, 2264 nucleotides. RefSeq names its product transmembrane protein 161-like emei (gene emei). The transcript has 10 exons. The record is from RefSeq and is a predicted model, not a curated record. Lineage: Eukaryota; Metazoa; Arthropoda; Insecta; Coleoptera; Staphylinidae. The coding region runs from base 283 to 1758 and encodes 491 amino acids.